CGUCCUGCCUCCGGGAGCUCGGGGGUCGCUCGCCCUCCAAGGCCCGGGGUCGCUUUGCCGCCGGCUCUGUCGCGUUUGGACCCGUACGGUUACCAGAAAUCUUCAGGGGGACGCCAGGGGACCCAAGAAACCCCAAAAUGGAUUCUGUGGCCUUUGAGGAUGUAAGUGUGAAAUUCACCCUGGAGGAGUGGGCUUUACUGGAUUCUUCACAGAAGAAACUCUACAGAGAUGUGAUGAGGGAAACCUUCAGGAACCUGGCCUCCAUAGGAGAAAUAUGCAAAGACCAUGACAUUGAAGAUCAAUAUGAAAAUCAUGGGACAAAUUUAAGCACUCAUAUAGUAAAGAGACUGGGUAAAAAUAAACAAGGUAGUCAAUAUGGAGAAAACUUCAGCCAAAUUCCAAAUCAUAAUCAGAAAAAGAAAACUUCUUCUGGAUUAAAACUGUGUGAAUGCAGUGUGUGUGGAGUCUUCAUGAAUCAUUCAUUCUUUAGUAGGCAUAUGAGAUCUCACACUACACCCAAACCAUCUGAGUAUCAGGAAUAUGAAGAAAAGCCAUAUAAAUGUAAGGAAUGUGGGAAAGCUUUCAAGUAUCGCCAAUCCUUUCGAAGGCAUGAAAAGAUUCACACUGGAGUGAAGCCCUAUAUAUGUAAGCACUGUGGUAAAGCUUUCAGUUGUCUCAGUUAUUGUCGAACUCAUGAAAUAUCUCACACAGGAGAGAAACCGUAUAAAUGUAAGCAAUGUGGUAAAGCUUUCAUUUGUCCCAGUUACUUCAGAAAACAUGAAAGAACACAUACGGGAGAGAAACCAUAUGAAUGUAAGCAGUGUGGUAAAGCCUUCAGCUGCUUUACAUCCUUUCAAAGCCAUGAAAGGAGACACAGUGGAGAAAAGCCCUAUGAAUGUAAAAAAUGUGGCAAAGCCUUCACUUGUCCAAGUUACUUUCGAAAACAUAAAAGAAUUCAUACAGGAGAGAAACCCUAUGAAUGUAAGCAGUGUGGUAAAGCCUUCAGUUGUUCCAGGUCCUUUCGAAGCCAUGAAAGGAGACACAGUGGAGAAAAGCCCUAUGAAUGUAAAAUAUGUGGCAAAGCCUUCAGUUGUCCAAGUUAUUUUCGAAAACAUGAACAAAGUCAUACUGGAGAGAAACUCUAUGAAUGUAAGGAAUGUGGGAAGUCCUUCAGUUGUCCAAGUUACUUUCGAAAACAUGAAAGAAAUCAUACUGCAGAGAAACCCUAUGAGUGUAAGGAAUGUGGGAAAGCUUUGAGUUCUCUUACCAACUUUCGAAGACACAUGAUGAAGCACACCGGAGAUGGGCCUUACAAAUGUAAGGAGUGUGGGAAGGUUUUUGACUGUCCAAAUUACUUUCAAUAUCAUGAAAGCACACAUAGUGGAGAAAAGCCAUAUGAAUGUAAGGAAUGUGGUAAAUCCUUCAGUACUCCCAGAUCCCUUCAAAAUCAUGAAAGAACUCAUACCAGAAAAAAACCCCAUGAAUGUAAGGAAUGCGGUAAAGCCUUCAGUUUUCCCUGUUCCCUUCAAAAACAUGAAAGAAGUCAUACUGGGGAGAAACCCUAUAAAUGUAAGCAAUGUGGGAAGGCCUUCACUUAUCUCAGUUCCAUUCAAAAACAUGAAAGAGCUCAUAGUGGAGAGAAGCCCUAUGAAUGUAAGGAAUGUGGGAAAGCCUUCAUUUCCCUUUCCAGUGUUCAAAGACAUAUGAUAAAGCACACUGGAGAUGGGCCUUGUAAAUGUGAGAUGUGGGAAAGCCUUUGAUUGUCCUAGUUCAUUACGAACACAUGAAAGAACUCACACUGGAGAGAAACCCUAUCAGUGUAAAAAGUGUGAUAAAGCCUUCAGUCGUCCCAGUUCUUUACGAAGUCAUGAAA
This is a messenger RNA of Myotis myotis, 1873 nucleotides long. RefSeq names its product zinc finger protein 709-like. The record is from RefSeq and is a predicted model, not a curated record. Lineage: Eukaryota; Metazoa; Chordata; Mammalia; Chiroptera; Vespertilionidae. Gene Ontology annotation, molecular function: DNA-binding transcription factor activity; RNA polymerase II cis-regulatory region sequence-specific DNA binding. Gene Ontology annotation, biological process: regulation of transcription by RNA polymerase II.